Seminavis robusta is the source of this 1236-nucleotide messenger RNA. NCBI's taxonomy places the organism in Eukaryota, Bacillariophyta, Bacillariophyceae, Naviculales, Naviculaceae. The record is from the annotation of a GenBank genome assembly.
AUGCACGCCCUGGGGUAUCCUAAAAUCCGGAUAUGGGAGCUGAACGAAACCUCGACGCGGCAUGAUCAUUUGAUAGCGGCGCCCAGUGAUGAGGUCCUGGUGAAACAGUGGAUCGGCUACGCCGUUUUAUUCCCCAUCUUUGUUGCCUUCAACACUCUGGUCUUCCUUUCCAUUAUCCUCAACAAGAAAACCAGAAUUAAUGGCUUUAACCAAUACCUCUUAGCCAUUAUGUUCCCUGAUAUCUUGUACACAGGCUUUUGUGGCAUACAGUUUCUUGCCAUGGUAAUCAACGGAAGCUUCUAUGGCCAUUGGUGUACGGCUCAAUCCUGUGCAUUGGUUUUCUUUUUGGUAUCAAACAUCAACCUCAAUGCAGUGGUAGCUCACGAAAUCAAGAUUUUGCUGGAAGCUUCAAGCCGAAGACAAAGGUCAUUUCCUCCCUCGAAAAAGCGAAUCUUUGGCUUUGUCAGCGCUAGCUACCUCUUGGGGUGCAUUGGGGGUAUCAUUUGUCUGUUUGCUCUAGAAACAGAUUCGUUUAAGGGGCAAUCCUGCAUGCCCUUUACUGGGGAGACAUCUACCAAGAUUGCAUAUAUUUCCGUCCUGCCUCUGGUAAUCUUUCCCAUCCUCUUUGUAUGCGUUGAUGCGGUACAGAUUCUUAGAGGUGGACUCCUACCCAAAAAUGGCAGGACUCGAGAGAUUGCCAUUUUCUUUCUCCGGAUAUUUUUGGUAUUGGUGGUAAUGUGGGUUCCGGCCCUCAUCACCGUAAUGGUGGGAGCAGACAACAUACGGACCUGCUAUUUUAUUGGCCUCUGGUCCCAAAUGACCGGAAGUGUAACAUCCGCCUUUAGUUUGAUGAAAUCUGAUAUCCGAGAAGCCACUGUCAAUCUGCUUCGAUGCAGAAUACGACAAGCAAACGAAACCUUUGACGAUACACGUGUUAGUGAUGGCUCCGUCGGAAAAUCUCGACGCGGUGUUGACCAGUUCCGGAAUGAUCGCCCCUGGGUAUCCAAGUGGCCUUUCUCUAGAGCAACCAGUAAGGGUGUUUCUGCUGAAGAGGGUUCCACAGGGGCCUGUACCGACAAAGGCAGAAAUGAUUUCAUUGGUCCUGCACUGGAGGAUGGGGUUGUGCAUCUUGAUGUUGCGGACACCACAGUUUGUGGAGCGGGAAAGGCAAACAAUGAUGCGAUUGGAUCCGGGUGCUCUGAGGAGGAGGAAACACGUCAGGACUGGAAUGCUUAG